UUUUUGUUUUUUGUUUUUAUUUUUAUUUUUAUUUUUUUUUUCUUUAUUUUCAGAUUUUGCGCAAAACUCAACAAGCAGCCACAGCCACCCGCUCUCAACCAAACCAACCAUGGCCCCACGAGUAGCUUCGACACCACGCUUCACACAGCAGCGACGCUCUCUGCGGUACGGCGGCGCACUGGCCUUCUUGGCAGCGGUCGUCCUCGUGUACGCAAGCCCAGCCGCAGCAACAGUGGCAGCAGACCAUUUGUCGCCGUUCAACCCUGCGCUCGCCCAGCGCAUCGCCCAGGCCUCGCAGUCCACAGCCAAGAUCAUUUCUGACCAAGUCGUCGCGCGCCGAGACAUCCCCUCUGACAUUGAGAAGCUCGUCGCGGAGGCCAUCGAAAAGGUCUUGAAGGACAUUGUCGAAGGCCUCAACAUUACAGCAAUCGACCUCGCCAUCAAGGACAUGCACCUGCCCCCAAUCACCGUGGACAUGACCUCGCCGCUGAUCAAUGUCACCCUCGACGUCGCAAGCAAAAACUACACCGAGAUUGACGUCUCGCUUCACGCGCCAACCGAGCUUUUCGACGUUGUGCUCACUUCUGGCGACAUGGACAUGGCCGUCAACCUGACCAGCGAGUCGCUGCCAAUGAAUGUCACGCUCAACGCCGACCAAAUGCCCAUGCAAGUCGAAAUCGACUCGGACAAGCUGCCCAUGACCAUUGCAAUGAAGAGCGACGAGCUCCCGAUGAGCAUUCUCAUCAACGGCGAUCAAAUGCCCAUGAACGUGGCGCUCCAGACAGAGUCGAUGCCCAUGACCGUUCAGAUGGAAUCGCUGGACAUUGGCUUUGUCUCGUGGAUUAUGCUGUCCGUCCUCCUUGUUCUCCAGCUGGCUCUUGCAUUCUUCCUGUUCCGUCACCAACGGCGAGUCUCGUCGCUGGAGGCCGUCACCAAGACGCUGCAAACCGGCUCCACCCAUUCCUACUGCACCGAGUGUGGCACCCGCAACGGCUUCUCGGCCAAGUUUUGCUUCUCGUGCGGCACCAAGAUGGUUCGCAACAUUCUGUCCACCCCCUCACAAGUUACCACCGUCUACGGCUCCGUCCAGUACCAGCAAAUCGAAGACUCCAAGUAACUGCCGUCCCAAAAAACAAAAUCUCAGAAUCAUCCCAGUCUCGCACACGUGUAUGUCGUCUUAUUACACUUUUUGUGGGAUUUCUUUUUUUCGCUAAUGACUUCGAAGGGCGGCGUCCUUUCGUUGUGUUUAAUUGAUUUUUUUCUUUCUUCUUUGUUUUCUAAAAGUCAAUUCGUUGUAGAGUUUGGUUUGUGUUGUGUAAUGAAAAUGAAAUAUGAAAUUGCCCAGAACAAGAUGAUGAUUUUGGUAUUA
Molecule: messenger RNA, 1369 nt
Organism: Capsaspora owczarzaki ATCC 30864
Lineage: Eukaryota; Filasterea; Ministeriida; Capsasporidae
Exons: 2
Coding region: 110-1117 (335 amino acids)
Source: RefSeq, a predicted model, not a curated record